Messenger RNA from Sphaeramia orbicularis (orbiculate cardinalfish), 3022 nucleotides. It is a transcript of the gene akap1b, whose product is annotated as A kinase (PRKA) anchor protein 1b. Gene Ontology annotation, cellular component: membrane; mitochondrion. Gene Ontology annotation, molecular function: protein kinase A regulatory subunit binding; RNA binding. The transcript is spliced from 12 exons. NCBI's taxonomy places the organism in Eukaryota, Metazoa, Chordata, Actinopteri, Kurtiformes, Apogonidae. The record is from RefSeq and is a predicted model, not a curated record. The coding region runs from base 172 to 2499 and encodes 775 amino acids.
UUUUUUUUUUAGACUCAACGCUAGUCGGUCAACACGUGGGGAGGAGACCCUGACUUUCCACACGGACACAUUUAUGAACCCACCUGAAUCCUGACAUUAAGUCUGUGCUGUUUUCAUCGUGGCGGCCUCGCGGACCUUCAAGUACUGUGUAGCUGUUAGACUCUUGUGGAAAUGCCGCUGAGGUUUCGCUCGGUCGUUCCCUACACGCUGCCCGGGGUCCUGGCGCUGAUCGGCUGGUGGUGGUACAUCUCACGGAAAAAAGAGCGCCACAUGGGCGGCGAAUGCCUGGAGGGCGCCGCCUCUGCUCCGCCCACUGUGGGCCUUAGAACGCCGUCUCCAGCAGAGGGUAGCAACGGGCUAAUAGGAAAAGGCAGCGUAUCCCCCUGUGAUGACCCCCAAAGCCCCGCCCACAGACCCACAGAGGUCAGCACCAGGAGAAUAGACGCCCAAGCCCCGCCCUCACCAGAACGCGGCGGUGAAACGGUACUAAGAGCCGAGGACGCGUCGCGUACGAGUCUGGGAGCGGCUGGACCCGGUGGAGAGGAGGGGCUGCAGACGGAGCCCCGCCCACAAACGGACCACACCGCACAGGAGGUCCAGCCCACCCAGUUUACCAAAGGCACUAGCUCCGCCCCCUCAGGCGUUCAGAGACCAGAACCAGAAGGGGAAGUGGCGAAGCACCAGGGCACCACGGGUCCAGAAGACGAGAUCUGUGUAGUGCCAGCACCAGGGGCGGAGUCUGUGGCCACGCCCACUUCAGCACAGGAGCUCAAAAACCACAUUGGAACCAGCACACCUACCUCCCCUGCUCCGGUCCAAAUCCAGACCUCUACAGUCCAGGUUCCAGCCCAAGACCCCCCCCCCUCGUUACCCGUCCCAGACGACAAAGCGAACGGUGACAGCGAGGAGCCGGAUCUGGAGCUUUUGGCGGCCGGCCUGAUCACUGAAGUCAUCUCAGCAGCUACCAAAGAGGUCCUGGGUGUCACCGACGGCACAAGGCUACGUUCCCAGCAGGACCGCCCUCUGACUGGCCCCUCCCACAUGAGAUGUGAGGCCAGGGAAGUGCUGGAAACUGUGGAGGAGGAGGCGGCGAAGGCGGUGCCUAACGGCUGCUCCUCCUCCACCCCGGCGUGGGCGCCCGGCAGCUCCCAGAAAGGCCCCUGGUCCGCCCACCAGGCAGCCCAGAGCGCACCUCUGCUGAGCGUCAGACUCAAAGGGGACGAGGCGGCGGCGGCGGCGGAGGACUCGGCCUGCAGCACGUGCCACUCGGAGGAUGGCGUCAGCAGCGAGGACCUUCAGAACAGCACGGAUGUGAUCCAGGUCACGGACUUAUCGGCGGGAGACGCCACGCGGCCUCAGGCGGAGGCGGACAGCUCCACAGACGCCGCGGUUUUGGCCUUAAGCGAAGAAGACUCUGUGGACGCGGUGUGUGAUCUGAAGAGGCUGAAUGGGAUGGGCCUGAGGAACGGAGUGCAUGGGACAUGUGACCUGGAGACGGACCAGUCUGGAGGUUCUGACGUGAACAGUAUGGACUCGGUGGACAGUGGCUGCACUAUGGGUGGAGGAGGGGAAAGCCAAACCAACCACCACGCCUCCUCCUCCUCCAGCUCUGAGCUCAUCAUCUGGGAGGUGGAGGUGCCCAAGCAUCUGGUCGGUCGGUUAAUUGGGAAACAGGGCAGAUAUGUGAGUUUCCUGAAGCAGAACUCUGGUGCAAAGAUCUACAUCUCCACCCUGCCUUACACACAGGAGUUCCAGAUCUGUCACAUAGAGGGUACACAGCAGCAGGUGGACAAAGCCCUGGCUCUGAUUGGGAAGAAGUUUAAAGACCUGGACUUGACCAACCUGUACGCCCCCCCGGCCCCCCCGCUGACACUGCCGUCUCUGCCCAUGACCUCCUGGCUGCUCCUGCCCAGUGGGGUGACGGUGGAGGUGAUCGUGGUCAACAUCGUGUCAGCGGGUCAUGUGUUCGUGCAGCAGCACACCCACCCCACCUACCACGCCCUGCGCAGCCUGGACCAGCAGAUGUUCCUGUGCUACUCCCAACCCGGGACCCCUGCCCUGCCCUCCCCUGCAGAAGUAGGUGUAAUCUGUGCAGCUCCUGCAGUGGAAGGCUCCUGGUGGAGGGCUCAGGUCAUCACCUUCUACAAAGAAACCAGUGAAGUGGAGAUCCGAUAUGUGGACUAUGGAGGAUAUGACCGGGUCAAGAUCGACUCCCUGAGACAGAUCAGGUCGGACUUCGUAACGCUCCCGUUCCAAGGCGCUGAAGUCCUUCUGGACAACAUCGCACCCCUCCCAGGAGAGGAUCGGUUUUCGGCCGAGGCCACGUCGGCGUUGGAGGAGAUGACCAGAGGCGUGGCUUUGCUGGCACAGGUGUCCAACUACGACAACAACACCGGCCUCCCCCUGGUCCACCUGUGGAACAUGGUCGGAGACGAGGUCAUCUCUGUGAAUCGUACUCUGGCUGAACGGGGUCUGGGGGUCUGGGUGGACAGCUUCUAACCCCCCCCACCACCACCUCCACCUCUGACCCCCCCACCCUGACACACCACUGGAUCCAAGAAGAGUCUGUUUCUUCUUCUGUUUUUGUUUUUGGUCCUUUUUUUUUUUGUCCUUUUGCCCUUUGACUUUGGAAAACAAAUUAAAGUGUUUUGUUCAGGCAUAAACGGUCCAGAUGGACGCACUGCUUCAGUCACAUACUGCGCUUCUACGAACUAAAACGGCAGAACAGACACAGGGACUUGUACAUUUUUAAAAAGAAAAUCUAUAUUGUAAUUAAAUAAAGGUUCCACCCAUAUUUUUUUCCCCCUUUCCCCAUCGGAAUUAAUUAAUUAAUUUGGCUCUGGGCCUUUGCACACUGACUGGGAAUCUGAAUGCUAUGUGGAAGGACCCCGUUAGACCGGACCACUUAGACCCAGCUCCGUUAGGCCGGACUAUGUAGACCCAGAUUCAUCAGACUGGACUACGUAGACCCACCUCCAUCAGGCUGGACUAUGAAGACCCACCUCCGUCAGACCGGACUACG